Phyllopteryx taeniolatus (common seadragon) is the source of this 2137-nucleotide messenger RNA. RefSeq names its product retinal pigment epithelium-derived rhodopsin homolog (gene rrh). Gene Ontology annotation, molecular function: G protein-coupled receptor activity. Gene Ontology annotation, cellular component: membrane; photoreceptor outer segment. Gene Ontology annotation, biological process: visual perception; G protein-coupled receptor signaling pathway. Lineage: Eukaryota; Metazoa; Chordata; Actinopteri; Syngnathiformes; Syngnathidae. The coding region runs from base 126 to 1136 and encodes 336 amino acids. The transcript is spliced from 7 exons. The record is from RefSeq and is a predicted model, not a curated record.
GCAGAUUUUAACAAAGAGCAACAUUAAAAUUUGGAGACUUCGUCACAGUUUUUUUCCUGAAUAUUUUGUUGUUUCAUUACUUGAUUUUUUUGGGUGAGAUUUCCUCUUAAUUGUUGUUUUAUAGAAUGGGGAUUGACACUGGACUCAACACUUCGAAUGACGACAUACCUUAUGGAGGAAAAAGUGCCUUUUCCCAACUGGAGCACAACAUAGUGGCUGGAUAUCUUAUUACUGCAGGCAUCAUCAGUCUAUUGAGUAACAUUGUCGUUCUUCUAAUGUUCGUAAAGUUUAAGGAGCUCCGGACUGCUACCAAUUUUAUCAUCAUCAACUUGGCUUUUACUGACAUUGGAGUGGCUGGCAUUGGUUACCCUAUGUCAGCUGCUUCCGACAUCCACGGAAACUGGAAAUUUGGCUACACUGGUUGCCAGAUUUAUGCAGCUCUCAACAUCUUCUUUGGCAUGGCUAGCAUUGGUCUGUUGACUGUGGUGGCCAUAGACCGAUACCUCACAAUUUGCAGGCCUGACAUAGGGCAGAAAAUGACGGUGCGUUCAUACAAUCUCCUUAUUCUGGCAGCAUGGCUUAACGCUUUAUUCUGGUCCACUAUGCCUAUAGUGGGCUGGGCUGGCUAUGCCCCAGACCCAACCGGAGCCACAUGCACCAUUAACUGGCGGCAGAAUGAUGCAUCCUUUAUUUCUUACACGAUGACAGUGAUUGCUGUGAACUUUGUCGUCCCUCUCUCCGUCAUGUUUUACUGCUACUACAACGUGUCUGUCACAGCGAACAGAUACAAAGCAAGCAACUGCCUAGAUAACAUUAAUAUUGACUGGUCGGAUCAGAUGGAUGUCACAAAGAUGUCCAUUGUGAUGAUCAUAAUGUUUUUAGUGGCCUGGUCUCCAUACUCCGCGGUGUGUCUCUGGGCAUCUUUUGGUGACCCCAAAACAAUUCCUGCACCCAUGGCUAUCAUCGCCCCUCUCUUUGCGAAGUCCUCCACCUUUUACAACCCCUGCAUUUAUGUAAUUGCUAACAAAAAAUUCCGAAGAGCCAUCAUAGGGAUGAUCCGGUGUCAAACCAGACAACAAAUCACCAUCAAUACUCAGGUUCCUCUGACAACUUCUCAACAACCUCUGGCUCAGUGAUAUGACUGCUUAAGUCAUAUCAGAAGAAGUGCUAUUCAGGGCAUGAAUACAUAUACAGUAUAAGGCAUAGAAUAAAUCACUAUCAGUGUUUCGUUUAAUCAUUGAGCACAUUUAAUCAGUUAUUUAUUCCAAUGAACAAUUGUGUAAGUUUAGCAUUCUCCAACUGACUUUCAAUAUUUUCAAGUCAAUGUUGCCCCUCUCAUGUACAGUAGCCAAGUAACUAAGUAAGGCCACGGUGUUUGAAACACCUCUCAGUGAGAUAUCAACACCAAUGCAAACUCAAAACUAUGAAAACAAAAUUAUUGGAACUGAAUUCAUGCUGACGUGUGAACCACCACACCAUGAGUGACAUUCAGCAAUUUGGAUAAUAUGUAUUUUCAUCACUUUAUUUUACCAGAAGAGUACUCGUGUACAGUAUUUCUUUGUACAAUAUGUUAGACAUUAAAUCAAUGAUACCUGACUUUACAUAUAGUUAAAUUAUGACGGAUUUGAAUACUACACCACUUGGAAAUUAAUGGACUUUACUGUGGUAAUUAAAGAAAAUUACUGCUGGUCACUUUCAGUCAUACGGUACAGUAGCCCAGUGCUUCUCAACUGGUAGAUCGAUCGGCCAGCAAUAUCCUUUUGGUGGUAUGUUAAACUCAUUUUAAACAUCCAUCCAUCCAUUCCUCCAUUCUCUGGUCCCCUUAUUCUCACUAGGGUCGCUGGCGUGCUGGAGCCUCUCCCAGCUAUCAUCGGGCAAGAGGCGAGGUACACCCCGAACUGGUUGCCAGCCAAUCGCAGGGCAAUUUAAAAACAUUUCAGUACAUUUAUAAUGUACUGUAUAGUCUCAGAGGCUAUUUUUAACCAGAAGACCUUUAUUGUUCUUAACUUUGUUAAAAAUGGGUCGUGACUUUGCAGCAAUAGGAAAAUGCGAGUCCCAUGGUGAUGCCAGUUGGGAACCAUUGCAUUAGCCAACAUGCACAAGUUGAAAUGAAUAAAAUUUAGAGCAUGGUACCAUA